Messenger RNA from Candidula unifasciata, 1119 nucleotides. Lineage: Eukaryota; Metazoa; Mollusca; Gastropoda; Stylommatophora; Geomitridae. The record is from the annotation of a GenBank genome assembly.
AUGUAUAUAUGUGUAAUACUAUUCGGAGAGACAGAGAUGAAAUCACUUCUGGAGACACUGUUUGAGGGCUACAAUCCAUUGGUUCGUCCAAGUAGAACUAUAGAUACGAAGCAACAGAUACUAUUUCUCCGUGGCUUUCUGAAAAUUAUAUGGCGAGACGAGCUACUGCAGUGGGAUCCAGCAAAGAAUGGAGGUAUUGAGAGAAUAGUGAUCCCUCAGAACAGGGUUUGGAAACCAGACCUCGUUAUUCACAAUACCGCCAACGGAAACGACAAACUUGGAAGCGACGCCAUUUUUGUUGCUGUCAGAUCUUAUGGGAGGGUAACCUGGUAUCCACCAUUAUAUCUGGAGAGUACGUGCAAGCUGGACAUGUCAAAGUAUCCCUUUGAUGUCAGCGUCUGUCCUGUGGAUAUUUGGUCCUGGAGUCAUGAUAACACCAGUGUUUUUUUUCAGAAAUGCGACAGCCCAAUAAAAUUGGAGACCAUGCUGGUGAACGGAGAGUAUGAGAUAUCUUCUGCAGGUUCAGUCAAGAUCACAGACAAAUACGAUAAGCUCUUCUAUGAUAAGAUCAUGUUCAACAUUAGGUUGGCCAGGCGUCCUGCGUAUGUGGCAAUAAGUUUGCUGAUACCAGUCAAUUUGCUGGCUAUCUUGAGUAUAAUGUCAUUCAUCAUGCCACCCGACGAACAAGAGAAGGUCAACAUUUCAGUCACAAUUUUGCUGUCCUUCACUGUGUUUUUGACUUUUAUUGACAACAGCAUACCCCCAAAUUCGGACAAUGUUUCUCUACUGGGUGAUAUUUUUAUAAUAUCCGAUUUUUUUUUUUUUUUGUUUUACAUUCCCUUGCUUUUGCGAUUUUGUUUUCCGUCUGUAGUUGGCAACUCAUUUUCGUUUUCCAAAAAAAUUGGAAUGGACACCAGAAAGACUGCACGGAGUUGUGUAGCAAUGUCCAGAACACAAGCGAGCCUUCCACGGCAAAGCUCAUUUGUGGUUGCUCAAGCCCUCAGUACUUCACUCGAGGAAACAACCAUGAUUCGAUUCAACCCGAAGGUGGUGAGAAACGAAAAUUUGUCUCAGAAAAUCGUGAAAGUACUUAUACAAGUGUCAGCAGUUUUGCAUUAA